Messenger RNA from Boeremia exigua, 1313 nucleotides. RefSeq names its product ABC-type Fe3+ transport system. The coding region runs from base 87 to 1157 and encodes 356 amino acids. The transcript is spliced from 2 exons. The record is from RefSeq and is a predicted model, not a curated record. NCBI's taxonomy places the organism in Eukaryota, Fungi, Ascomycota, Dothideomycetes, Pleosporales, Didymellaceae.
GAUAUUGUUGGUACCAAGAUAGAGAUCAUUGUCACGCAGCAGCUUCCCUCUUCUCAUACAAACACUUUACAUUGCACGACUUGAUCAUGCUCUCUACGCUCUUUAACCUGGCACUCCUAACUGGAGUGUCCCUGGCUCGCCCACAGAAAACGUACCUGCAAGAGACUCGUAACAUCAGUGAGAUCUACGAUGCAGCGGUGGCUGAGGGCGGCGUUGUCACACUCUGGCAUGGUGGUGACGAGAAGACCCAGCAGGAUUUCCUGAAGCGAGCCUUCGAAGCACGCUUCCCAAAGAUGACACUCAACGUCACUGUGGACUUGUCUAAGUAUCACGAUGGCAAUCUUGACUCGCAGCUCGCAGCCAACAACGUCUACGUUGACAGCAUCAUUCUGCAGACACUACACGAUUACCCACGCUGGAAGAAGGAGGGUGCUUUGUUGAACUACGCACCAGUCAACUUUGAUAAGAUUGAUCCCAUUUUUAGGGAUGCAGAUGCCGCCUACGCAGGUCUCUUCAUCAUUGCAUGGUGCAUCCAAUCCAACGGCAACAAGACGGCAACUAUACCAGUAUCCUACAAUGACUUCACCAAGCCUGAGUUCAAGGACAAGAUUGCACUCACUUACCCCAAUGAUGAUGAUGCGGUGCUCUGGCAAUUCGAUCUCCUGCUCAAAGAUCCCAAAUUCGGCCCGAAGUGGUUUGAUGCUCUGCUCGCCAACAACCCACGCUGGGUUCGCGGAACAGCGACACCUAGGACUCUCAUCAACACCGCCGGUGACGACAGCGUCGCUACCUUCACCUCCAGCAUCUCCUUCUCCCCCGCCGCCCCGGGGUUCAACUUCACAAUCCCUACCGAAGGCACUUUCGCCUCUUGGGGCCAGACCGGCGCUAUCUUGAAGAAAGCGCCGCACCCUGAGGGCGCCAAGUUGCUGCACAACUUCCUACUGAGCGAUGAGUGGCUCACCAGCGGUCGCUGGAGCACGAGAACUGAUAUCGCACCCCCACCGGGCGCAGAGAAGAUCCUCAAGCAGCCGAACACUAAUGCGCCCGAGUUCAUUAAGUGGAUGUCUGAUCGUGCGAAUGUGGAGAGGAUCAGGUUCUUCCUCGAGGACAGGAUUGGCAGUGCUCAGGGCUUGAGUCCGCUUGAGGAUGACAUGUAAAUAUGUCUAGCUGGAUCUAUUCGUGUACAUGAAGGAUUAUUGGUGGACUGUAAGAGUUUGUACAUAUUUAGGCACGUAGGUGGUGGAUAAAGUGUAAAUACAGGGGUAAUGGUGUGAAACUACGUGCAUGAUUCUGGUUCCACACUGAGUACUGAC